Trichogramma pretiosum is the source of this 2602-nucleotide messenger RNA. RefSeq lists its product as uncharacterized. Gene Ontology annotation, molecular function: protein binding; transcription cis-regulatory region binding. NCBI's taxonomy places the organism in Eukaryota, Metazoa, Arthropoda, Insecta, Hymenoptera, Trichogrammatidae. The transcript is spliced from 2 exons. The record is from RefSeq and is a predicted model, not a curated record. Gene Ontology annotation, biological process: positive regulation of transcription by RNA polymerase II. The coding region runs from base 966 to 2453 and encodes 495 amino acids. Gene Ontology annotation, cellular component: nucleus.
UGUAUGUGUACAUUCGAUGCAUGUUGUAUAUUGGCUUCUCGCGCCUCCCUCUGAGGGAUAUACGCGUAAUCGUAUUACAACGGAGAGCAUAUAUAAACUUUAUAUAGCAAUGUGGUGCGAUCUCUUUUAUUCGCUUGAUUAUUUUCAAUCGUAUCGUGUAAAUAGCUGGCUGUAAAAUUUACACGUAUCAUUGCAACUUCGGGUUUAUUAUGUUUUUACUUGGGAUGCGUUUAAUUCUGCAACUGUCAAAAUCGUAAAUAAAGCGUUUGAGGGGUCGCCAGUGCUUUAAUUAUUUACGUAAAUAAUAACAAUAGGUAACCCCUACUUCGCUAUGUUUACGUUUAGAGCUGUUGCAGAAUUAAUUGUUUACUCCCACGUGUUAUGUAGUAAGUUUGUAACAUAUAUCGUAAGCAUCAUAAGCAUGAUCCGAUUCCCAGAGAGAUUAUACACCUACGAUGCAUCCAUCUGCUGCAUACCAACUUCUCUCCCGUGCACACAUCCUUAUGAUGGACGAGACGUUUCGUAUACAUUCGUAUAUCUACGUACACAGUAAUUACAAUGUCAACGAAUGCACUCAAAGUACUGAAAAAAAGACGGCAAACGAGAGCAAGAUAAAGAGACGAUUCAAAUCUAGCGGGGAAAAACAUGCGUUGCAUGCACGACUCAUAGUAUACAAAAGACUUGAUUGUGCCAAGUCCGGAUAGGAGAGCCAUCGCAGAACGUGUGUUACAAUAUCCAUCAAAGCCUCGCAGCAAAUUACAUCUGGUUUUGUGUAGUGCCGCGACAAAACAUGUCUCAACUCGUUCGUAAGACAGUUGUCAGCGCCGCUCCGCCGCGCGCGUGUCGUUCAGCUCAGUUCAGUCAGUGAUCAAUCCGCGUCUACAAGCGCAGUACACGUUACGACGCCUCAGCGUAAACAGCAAAAGAUCGAGCGGACCAAGUGUUUUUGUGAGUGCGUGAAAAAAAUGGCCGCCGACGGCAGGUUCGAACUUUUUCAGGGCUUCAUAUACGGUAUCUUAGCCAAUCAAACGAGCCGAGAACAAUUCGAUAGACUGAGGAGCAUGCGAGAUAACGUCAACUGGGACCGCGAAGUCGAGCGACGCGAAUUGUUCGACCGACUCAGAGAUCUGUUCUGGGGUUGGAACGAGCGACUUCCAAACCUCCGAGAUAUCUUUCGUCGCGACGAGAUGGAUUGGCUUCUCGCGGAGUACGUCAAGACCGACGACGCCAAGUCGCCGCCGCAUCCCAUCUUGCAUUUUGCCAUCGCCGCCGGCUACAGGGACGAGCCCGAGUUGGGCCCGGACGGCAAGCCGUCGUCCGCCCGUCGCACGACGCCGCUCCAUCAACUGUUCAAGUUCUGCACCUUCCCCUACUGGAACUUCGUGGCGCGCGAUCUGUUUCAGAUCUACAACAGAUUCGACGUGAACUACGCCGACGAGCGUGGCCGUACGCAUUUUCACGCGGCCUGCAAGUACGGCUGCAACGAGGCGGUGAGGCGAUUUCUCGAGUCGGGACUCGAUCUCAAGCGUCUCGCGCGAGAAACGGACCCGACCGUGAUCGAUCCACCGCUGCACUUGGCCCUGGACAAUCAGAACGAGGAAGUGUUCAAGCUGCUGCUGAAACACGGCGCCGACCCGAACUCGGCCAACGAGUUCGGUGAGACUCCCCUGCACGAAAUUUCUACGUACGACGGGUUGCAAGGAUUUGGGAAGAUACUGUUCGAGAUCAGCGACGAGAGAAAUCAGACGCUGCGGGUCGACGCUCGAAACAGCAGAGGACUGACUCCGCUGCAUUUCGCCGUGGAAUAUUUCCAGCCGGACACGCUCGAACUACUGUUGAAUCGCGGCGCCGAUAUGUCGGACUUCGUUUUUCCCAGGGAUUGCUUCGAGGACGAUGAACCGUACGAUUACAAAGAGUGCGACGCUAAUUUGAUAAUGGCGUAUCGCAUGCUGGAGGUCAUCGAACUCCUGGAAAAAAAAGGAUACGUAAUGGAUAGAACGGACGGUUUCAUGAUCGUGAGUUGGAUGCAGCGGUACUUCUUCGCCGUCGAGAUACAAGAUUUUGAUUUCUGGGGCAGACACGGAAACCUCGUGGACAGGACGAAGGAAUUGACGGUGAUCCCGAGCUUGUCGCUUUACGACUUGAUCGAGAUGCGUUCCGACGAGGCCAAGCGACUGCUCGCGCACAAGGACUACCACGAAUUCGUGACUUCGAACGAAUUCAGGCAGCUUCCCCACAAAUUUCGCGAAGAUUGCUUGCCGCGACUGUGCGAGAAAAUGUGCAGAAAAUUUUUCUGGCGUUGGGCACUGGAGCCCCUCUUGGAGUUUACACGUCAACGAUUGCCGAUACUCUGCUGCGAAAAAAUCAUGAACUAUCUGAAGAACGAGGAUUUGUACACCGUGUUCGAAACGGUUGAAAUGUACGGAGAAGAUUAUUUUGUCGAAGAUGCGUGAUACCGUUCGCGGAGAAAUUUUAAUUUUUUUUUUUUGUAACUUUUCCAAACAUGAGUUUUUUUUCUAUUUUUUCGAAUUUUUCUAUGUUUAUUGUUUUCCAUGUACGAAUCUCAAGGAGUUUCACAAUCCCAUCUUUGUAAUUAAUGUUU